CAUGGCGUCGUCCUCUUCGUUAGGACGCGUUUUGACUCUGUGCAAACAGUUUCAGAGCGUCUUCAGGAUAUCUCCAGCGAUAAACGUUCAGCACUGCUCCGUAAAUCUGAAAAUCUGCCAGCAAAAUCUUCUAAGUGAAAGAAUCUCCCUGAUUGCCCCUCCCUGGAUCUCUCCCAUCAACUCUGUGGCUCAGCAUCGAGCUCUGCACACGAGCGUCAGCAGAAGAGGCCUGGAAGAGUUCUUUGAUAACCCUGAGAACUGGGGAGAGUCCACUGUGAAGUCAGGAGCUCCAUGGACAGCAAAACAGCUGAGAACAAAGAGUAAUGAGGACUUACACAAACUCUGGUAUGUGCUGCUGAAGGAAAGGAACAUGCUGCUGACACUGGAGCAGGAGGCAAAAAGACAGAGGGUCCAGAUGCCGAGUCCUGAACGGCUGAGGAAGGUGGAGCGGUCAAUGAUCAGGCUGGACACGGUGGUGAACGAAAGGGAGACGGCAUUACGUCUGCUGCAGACGGGACAGGAGAAAGGCCGGCCGGGAGCUUGGAGGAGGAACAUGUUCGGAUUUGAAUACUGGUAUCGCUUCAAGGAAUAUGCAAUUCCGUGGUACAUGAAUAAAAGAUAUAAGCGCAAGAAAUUCUACACACCCUACUUUGUCCAGCCUCACAUAAGGUUGCGUAUUGAGAAAUUCCUUCGGGAAAAAGCCAGAAAAGCAGUUAAAGAGGAAAAGCUUGGCCAAAUUAAAGGAGAGGUUUCCUCAGAUGAAGGUUCCAUCUUCAUGAAACUGCAAAACUUUUUUCCCCCCAGUGGAGUAUGCUAUAAAACAGUGACCUGAUUGAGUUCAUGAAAUUUGGUUAAAUAAGAUAAACUGUCUCUUUUGGAUGUGUUCCGUUUCAUUACUGACACGUGAGAAUAAAGCAACCUCAGACUUAUAAAAUAAACAACUUCUAAAUUUCAAAUAUACAUGUAACCAUAACAAAAAUGACUUUAUUUUUCAAAGAUCAUAUGAAGCCAAUGACAAGUAAAAAAUGAAUUAAAUACAGAUCUUAGUUGAAAUAUGACUAACCAGGGGCAAAUGCUCUCAAAUUUACCAAUUGUACAAAAUAAACAGAAGACAUUCACAUCAAGUUAUAUGAUGCUUCCUCCAGAUUAAAAUCCUUUUAUCACUUAUGGUCUUACCCUUUUAGUUUCCUGCUGUGAUCCUGCACAAGUGUUUCUGACUUUCCUCUAAAUGUAAUUAUAAACAACGUAUCACUGCAUCAUUUCCAUCAACAGGUAACAGAUAAGGCAACAGUCUGUUUUUAAUCUAAAAAAAAAAA
Molecule: messenger RNA, 1316 nt
Organism: Cyprinodon variegatus (sheepshead minnow)
Lineage: Eukaryota; Metazoa; Chordata; Actinopteri; Cyprinodontiformes; Cyprinodontidae
Gene: mrpl47
Product: mitochondrial ribosomal protein L47
Biological process (GO): mitochondrial translation
Cellular component (GO): mitochondrial large ribosomal subunit; mitochondrial ribosome
Molecular function (GO): structural constituent of ribosome
Source: RefSeq, a predicted model, not a curated record